Symbiodinium pilosum is the source of this 444-nucleotide messenger RNA. The record is from the annotation of a GenBank genome assembly. NCBI's taxonomy places the organism in Eukaryota, Dinophyceae, Suessiales, Symbiodiniaceae.
GUGGUGUACUGCAACGUUUUCCAGGACCAUGAAACCGGGGAAUCCAAGUGCAGUGCAAAACUUGAGUUGGCCUCCGCAGAUCUCGUGGACAAAGCUCUGCGGGAGCUGGAGGGUGUGCAGCUGGAGGGGGGUCGAUUGUCCCUCCGCCGACCAGGCGAAGCCCGGCAACCUCUAGCCCCAGAUGGCCGUACGAUUUUCCUGGGAGGGCUAAGUUGGGACGUCGACUCUGACGCCCUGAAAGCUUUCGCCAGCCGGGUUGGUGAGGUCACCUAUGCUGCGGUGUUCACCAACAAAGACACGGGAAAGUCCAAGGGCUCAGGCAAGGUCCAGUUUGCCAACACAGAGCUUGCCAGCAAAGCCGUUGAGGAGUUGUCCGGCCAAGAGCUCAUGGGUCGCGAGGUCCACGUUCGCAUGAUGGAGGCUCAGCCAAAGAAGUCGAGCUAG